AUUACACUUCAGACACUAUUAAGAGACCAUUAAUGUGUUGUUCAGUGUAUUAAAGCUUACAUUCAUUUCGAUGAUUGACACCAUUUGUCACUAUUAUCUCUAAUCACUGCUCUAUUGACUUAUUAUUUAGAAAUUACUCUUAAUUUACAUCUCAGACAUGCUUUCACUUCAUUGUAGACUCAGUUAAUUGACAUCACAUUAUAGGACAAUGAAGUGGUUAAUAAUGGUAUGGAUUGUAUUAUUGGAUCAAAUGGUUGGCAGUGAAUCGAGUGACAGCAUGUCUGUCAUCACUGUCCACAAUGAAACCCAAGAGUGCUCUUCAGAAGUGUUUUGUGCAGACGAGGACUAUGGCCCACAUUCUCCAUAUAUCCCAUGCAGUCAUUUACCACUCGAGUUCUUGGAAUGUGAGGAACCGUAUGACUGGAGGGGCAACGAGACGGCCAGACUAGAGGCCGGACACGGAUGUAGUAAAUUUGGAGUCCAGAAGUACGAGGACAUGCAGUUCACGUCCCGGAACUGUACUGUUUUGGAAGGAAUGGAUCGCUUCUGUUUGGGUCACACGGGAACAGCUGUCGGCAAACUGUUGACUUUGGGAGGGGUCGGCAUUUGGUGGAUCGUUGACAUUGUCCUCUUAGUUACCGGACACCUCGUGCCUGAGGACGGCACCAAUUGGAUGACCACUGCGUGA
This is a messenger RNA of Oppiella nova, 688 nucleotides long. NCBI's taxonomy places the organism in Eukaryota, Metazoa, Arthropoda, Arachnida, Sarcoptiformes, Oppiidae. The record is from the annotation of a GenBank genome assembly.